This is a messenger RNA of Bombyx mandarina (wild silkworm), 369 nucleotides long. RefSeq names its product chorion class high-cysteine HCA protein 12-like. Lineage: Eukaryota; Metazoa; Arthropoda; Insecta; Lepidoptera; Bombycidae. The record is from RefSeq and is a predicted model, not a curated record.
AUGUUUACCUUCGCUCUUCUCCUUCUCUGCGUUCAGGGCUGCCUGAUCAAAAAUGCGUACGGUCAGUGCUGUGGCUGUGGAUGCGGUGGUGGUUACGGUUGCGGUUGCUAUGGCGGCGAGGGCGAAGGUAAUGUGAACGUCUGCGGUGAGCUGCCCGUGUGUGGUGAAACCUGUGUCUGUGGCCGCGUGCCCGUCUGCGGUGCUGUUUGCUUCAGGGGCCCAGCCUGUGCUAGAGGUUGUGUCUCCAUUUGCGGACGUUGCGUUCCCACAUGCUGUUGCGGAUGCGGCUGUGGAGGCUGCGGUGGAUGCGGAUGCGGCUGUGGAGGUUACGGAGGAUGCGGAUGCGGACGUAGAUGCUGUUGCUGCUAA